AAGAAAAUUCAUAUAUACGAAAACCACAUAAAGUAGAAUGGACAAAACAACACGAAACGAGAGAAAAUUCUAAUUAUACGAGUCCUUUAACUCCAAUAAAAAAUGGUGACUAUGAUCAUCCAGGAAAUUGGAAAAGGCACAGGAGUACACCGCUCUCAGUUGAUCAAAGACGACAUGUUGUAAUUGGUUAUGAUCAUAAAAGAAAUAAUUCUUCUGAUAAUAGAUGGAAUUAUCAUGACCAAACUUUUUCGGAUAAAACAUUUGAUGCGAAUUUGUGGAAAAGUAAUUAUAAAAUGAAUUAUCAACGAACUGAACCAAUAUCACCUAUCAUUAAGCAUAAAGAUGCUCAAUAUUCACAGAUUAAGCAUCAAGAUGCUCAAUAUUCACAAAUUAAGCAUCAAGAUGCUCAAUAUUCACAGAUUAAUCAACAAACGGAUCCAAUAUUACCCGAUUCGAAAAAAAAUGUAGAUCAAAAUGAGGAUACCGGUAUUAAAUCUGAAGAUGAUCAAGAUUCCCAAAUUUUACCAGGAACUUGCCCAACAUGUGAAAGUCCAAUUGACGAGGUUGGAUAUUAUAUUCAUUGGUGUUCAACAUGUCAAGCAAAGGUUUUUGAAAUGAAAUUCGGUUCAUGGUCAAGUGGUAAUGAUGAUAUAGAUAUGUUUAUCUUGGAAACCCAACUUUCUUCUCCAAGUCGAUUUGAUUAUUUAGAAUGGAUACCUUUCUCUAAAUUUAAAGAAGUUCGAUUCAUUGGAUCUGGAGGUUAUGGAAAUGUUUAUCAAGCUACUUGGCUUGAUGGUCCACGUGAAAAAUGGGAUGCUAAAACUGCUCGAUAUGUUAGACGCAAUAAACAAAAUGUUGUAUUAAGAUCAUUUAAUAACUUGGGUAUUGGUUCAAAACU
Messenger RNA from Dentiscutata heterogama, 898 nucleotides. NCBI's taxonomy places the organism in Eukaryota, Fungi, Glomeromycota, Glomeromycetes, Diversisporales, Gigasporaceae. The record is from the annotation of a GenBank genome assembly.